UUUGCUUUUUGGUCACCUUGUUUCAUCACAGCAAUAGUAACCCUAAGACACGGGCAACGGGAAAGGAUAGAGUGACAGUCCUCCAAUGUGUCUUAGGUAUGGUCUGAUAUCCAUGAAUUCUAUACGCUAGCUAACAUCUCUCGUUAAUUUUCACGUUCGCUUGACUGGUGAAGUGUACGGUCUUCGACUAGCCCUGUUCUGGAGCAAACACAGUUCAGAAGAGGUUUUAUGGUAUAGUGGAACUAACAAAGAUAUUCCUACUAACAAAGGUUAGCUAUGCUUUCAACAUGACUCACUAACCACUGAGUUUUACUACCGCUAUCACAAGGCAAUUCUCUUCAACAGCAUUUAAAAUGUCCAAAAGAAUAAGGAAGGUUUCAGCAACUACUUUGGUAAGGGGAGGGGAUCAGGUAGAUUUGUCUGUGACCUUCACGACUUUAAGGAAAGCUUGUAGCAGCUUCCCUUCCUUCCCUCUCCCUCCGGAUGCUGGCGUGUAUGUCCUGGUAGAAUACGGGCAGGGAAUCGAAUGGAAGCACUGUUUUCAGGUUUUGGGCUCACCACUAGGGACAGUUUUGGGUUCUGGAGGUCACAGGGAAGGUGGAACCGAAGGGUAGGACAUACUUGGGUUGUGGGGCAAGGGGAAAUGUUUGAAAAGUCGCUCCUAGUUUUCGGCAAUCUAAGAGGAUCUUUCUGAAAACUCACAGCCAUGCCGUGCCAGACCCUGGGAGCUACGUGAAGAGGAGAGAGAUGGGAUGGGCAUCUAUCCCCCCAUAAGGACAGCCUGGGGUUCAGCUAAGAGAUCCUCAACAAUUGAGAGCAUCUUCCAGUCACCGCCAUGGCUCCGCUUGUCAUCCUCGGACAGGCUUGAUUUGAUGGCACAUCUUCCAUCUAGGAAGAGCCAUCACUUGCAACCAGGCAGUGUUGAGCAGGUGUUCAGAGAGGAAGUGGAGGGUUAUAGCCAGGGCACCUGCGUUCUGUUUCCACUCUGCCAGUUACCACUGACCUCGGCAAUCCUUUAAGUCUCCAUCUUCCACUCCCUCAUGCAGAAAAUGAAGGUGACCCCACUUCCAAGGCCUCCUUCAAAGGAUCCCAGGGCCGAUCACGAGGAAUAAUUUCUAAGACUGCAAACACGGAGGACUCCAACAUGAAGAAAAAUAAGUUAAACCUACUCAGCUGGAGUUUCCAGAAAUUUCUUCCCCAGAGAUCCAACUGUGGCUGGGCAGCGCCAGUUCGAAUUGAUUCAUUGCAAUGGGCUGCCACACAUGCCAAAUACCUAUGUGCAGGACCCCUCCAUCCUCCCCGUGGGUUUCGGUUGAUUUCUCCCUUUCAUGAAAAGCGGUUUUUGUUGCCGAGAUUCUGUACACCAACUCCACAAGCUGGGAGCCUGGGAAGGGACCGUUUUGCCUCCUCCUCCUCCUUCCUCCCUCUCCCCUCUUAAGGUCUCUGGAGUUGUCCGCAUGUGAAUGGGUUUCUUUGGCUGAUCACCAAAGACCCUGCAGCAUUCCCGAGAGCUGAGCCCUCUGGGCGAUCUGAGAACAGCAUCCCCCACAGUCAGAGGUCGCGCAGCCCCACGGGGACCAUCCUCCCUCCCGCAGCCUCUGGCCGCGGGGAGCACCGGCUCAGACCCCGCAGAGAGCUUGGGCCCUUCCCGCCUCCGCCCCGCAGCCCCUCGCCGCCAGUAGCAGCGCUGCUAUCUUCCCACAGGAGCACUGGGAGAAAGCUGGAGUCUGCAGCGCCCCCGCCCCCUCGCCUUUUCUUUCUUUCCCUGCUUUGGGAUCUUGCUGUCUGGAGGGAGAGGUUCCGAGAAGAAGAAAGCUAGGGGCGCGAGCGCAGGUUUCUGCCGCGGCGCGCGAACGGAGCUAGGGGAGCAGCAUCCUCGGUGUCCACUCAGGAUCGCAGCUGCACUGACCGACAUGUGACGGAGGAAAGCCCCUCUCAUCAUCUGUCGCCGCCUCCAAAAGGGUCCCAGAGCGCUCGCAGAGGCCGACAUCCGGAGCUGCUUUGCCAGCAGCGUUGUGGGACGGGAGCGGCUAGCACACCGGCUCGCAGGUACCAGGCUCGCACUCUAGGAAGAGCGCAGCGGAGACCACCGCCUCGCUCGCACUCGGCACAACUCCGGGGCCGGCAGAGCGCUGCUGGACCGCGUCCAGAUUCCCGCCGACUUCAACCAGAGUGACCCACAGCUCCAGCCCGUCCCUCUGCACCGCCUAGAGUUCCAGAUUAACCGGAAUCUGCGCCGACCCGCACGCCCAGGUCCCCGCAACGCCCCGGGCCAGAUGGAGAGCGCGCCUGCCGCUGCUCCCUAACUGCUGACGCCGCCGUCCGAGCCGCACACCGAGGUCCCUCCUACACCGAAGCUAGUCCUUCUUGGGGGUGUUGGGGGUGCCCUAGACGCUGGGGAGCGCGCACCAUGAAGUCGGCGCUGUGUAGCCGCUUCUUCAUCCUCCUGCCCUGGAUCCUGAUCGUCAUCAUCAUGCUGGACGUGGAUCCCCGCAGGCCCGCGCCCCAACUCACUUCGCGCCCCUACUUCUCGCCCCACACAGUGGGCUGCGGGGGCUCCCGAGUCCCGCUCCGACGGAGCAGCCUAGGGCGUGACGCUGCCGAGAAGCGCAACGAGUCCCGGCCUCCGCUGCAGCCGGAGCCGCGGUUGCCCACCAUCUAUGCCAUCACGCCCACCUACAGCCGCCCGGUGCAGAAAGCCGAGCUGACCCGCCUGGCUAACACGUUCCGCCAGGUGGCGCAGCUGCACUGGAUCCUGGUGGAGGAUCGAGCCACACGCAGCGAGCUGGUGAGCAGCUUCCUAGAGCGGGCCGGGUUGCCCAACACGCACCUACACGUGCCCACGCCGCGGCGCUACAAGCGACCGUGGCUGCCGCGCGCCACCGAACAACGCAACGCGGGCCUCGCCUGGCUGCGCCAGAGGCACCAGCACCAGAGCGCGCAGCCCGGAGUGCUCUUCUUCGCCGACGACGACAACACCUACAGUCUGGAGCUCUUCCAGGAGAUGAGGACCACCCGCAAGGUUUCUGUCUGGCCUGUGGGCCUCGUUGGCGGGCGACGCUAUGAACGACCACUGGUGAAAAAUGGCAAAGUUGUUGGCUGGUACACCGGGUGGAGAGAAGACAGGCCUUUUGCCAUCGACAUGGCAGGAUUUGCUGUGAGUCUGCAAGUCAUCUUGUCCAAUCCUAAAGCUGUAUUUAAGCGCCGUGGAUCCCAGCCAGGCAUGCAAGAAUCUGACUUUCUAAAGCAGAUAACAACAGUUGAAGAACUGGAACCAAAAGCUAGUAACUGCACCAAGGUUCUCGUGUGGCACACUCGGACAGAGAAGGUCAAUCUAGCCAAUGAGCCAAAGUACCACCUGGACACAGUGAACAUUGAAGUGUAGACGCCAAGACGCAGGUGUAGAAGAGGAAGUCUGGAAUUUAGGCUGCAGCUCAUUCAGGUAUUGUUCCUUUCCUUCAGCCCUUCCUGUCAGCCGAAGGACAUCUGUUUAGACAGCUAACUGGAUGCUACAAAAUGUGUUGUCUUCAUUUGUUCUGCAUGUGUUCUCUAAAGCUAAUUGGGAAGAUAUUUGUACACUGAAGCUACAGGACACUGGGGAAAAUUCUGAGUAUCUCCUGUCCUGCUGCUCCCUCCCUUCCUCAAGCCAUCUCAUAAUUGAUGGAAUAGGUCUUAGAACCUGAUCCAUGAGUAUUUUGUCAACUAAACAGUCCCAACUCUUGGCAGUGUACACUGAAGGAAAUAAAACCCACAAAUAGAAAA
Molecule: messenger RNA, 3762 nt
Organism: Microtus ochrogaster (prairie vole)
Lineage: Eukaryota; Metazoa; Chordata; Mammalia; Rodentia; Cricetidae
Gene: B3gat2
Product: beta-1,3-glucuronyltransferase 2
Biological process (GO): carbohydrate metabolic process; chondroitin sulfate proteoglycan biosynthetic process
Cellular component (GO): Golgi membrane
Molecular function (GO): galactosylgalactosylxylosylprotein 3-beta-glucuronosyltransferase activity
Source: RefSeq, a predicted model, not a curated record